AUGGCCGAACAGCAACAACCCACGCUCGGCCUCCCGGCAGGCAUCUCGCCUGACCAGCUCGACAUCAUGACUGAACUCACCUCCCUGCUCUCGCGCCUCCGCACGCCCGUCAACCUCCCGGGCAUCUCCAGCUCGACAAUGGGACAAACACCCGCCGCCCCGACGCCCUCCCAGUCCCAGUCCCAGCAGCAGCAUAGCAACAACAACCAGUCGUCGCAACAUCACCAGCAGCCCACGGGCGACAUAUCCCUGCGCGACUUCCCGCCCUCGACCGACCACCUGCGCCUCAAGCUGCAGUCCGCCAAGUCCGCCGUCCUCGCGCUGCCGGACAUGGACAAGAGCAUCGCGGAUCAGGAGGGCGAGAUACGGGAGCUGGAAGACCGCAUACGGCGGCAGAGGGACCAGCUGGGCGCGCUGAAGGACAAGGGGAACCGGUUCGCCGCGUCUGAGCGCAUGGUCGAGUAG
Molecule: messenger RNA, 465 nt
Organism: Truncatella angustata
Lineage: Eukaryota; Fungi; Ascomycota; Sordariomycetes; Amphisphaeriales; Sporocadaceae
Product: RNA polymerase II transcription mediator complex subunit 9-domain-containing protein
Exons: 1
Coding region: 1-465 (154 amino acids)
Biological process (GO): regulation of transcription by RNA polymerase II
Cellular component (GO): mediator complex
Molecular function (GO): transcription coregulator activity
Source: RefSeq, a predicted model, not a curated record